This is a messenger RNA of Acanthamoeba castellanii str. Neff, 888 nucleotides long. RefSeq names its product ankyrin 2,3/unc44, putative. Lineage: Eukaryota; Discosea; Longamoebia; Acanthamoebidae. Gene Ontology annotation, molecular function: protein binding. The transcript is spliced from 5 exons. The record is from RefSeq and is a predicted model, not a curated record. The coding region runs from base 1 to 888 and encodes 295 amino acids.
AUGUACCAGAUAUCGGAUGAGAUUUUGCUGCACUACGCGAAAACCGGGGAUCUCAAAGGACUGGAAGAACACAUCGUGAUGCAUCGACGCUCUUCGGAACAGCGCCUCCAAUUCAACGCCAACUGCACGGACAGCAUGUCGCCGCCAUUGUUCUACGCCGCCGAGGGCGGUCACGAAGAGUUUGCCGCGUUUCUCCUGGCCAACGGGGCCGAGGUGGAUGCGAAGAACCACAACGACGUGACGGCCCUGUUCAUCGCGGCGCAGGUGGGCGCGGCUAGCGUGGUGCGGCUGCUCAUGGACAAGGGCGCCGAUCCCAACCUUCGAUCAACGCGAGACGACGUGCUGCCCCUCUACGUGGCCUGCUUCGAGGGCCACCUCGACGUCGUGAAGGAGCUCCUCCUCUUCCACAACGCCAAGGAGUGCGAGGAGCAAGGCGGGUCAGAACUGCCGAUGAGCGUCAACAUGGUGAAUGCGGCGGGCGUGGGCGCGGAUGGGAGCACAGCGCUGAUGGCCAGCUGUGAGCGAGGGCACAAGGACAUCGUCGAGUUCCUUCUCUCCUACGGCGCCGAGAAGGACGCGCGAGGCAAGAGCGGAGAGACCGCUCUUAUGUGGGCCGUGCAGGAGGGCUACUUCGGCAUCGUCGAGCUCCUGCUGCAACGGGGCAGCAGUGUAAAUAUCCAAAAGAACGACGGCGCCACUCCUCUCUUUCUCGCGGUUCUCAGUGGCGAUACGCGGAUGGUGUCUCUGCUCCUGGCUUACGGCGCACGCAACGAGAUCCCCAACGACCAGGGCGAGACGCCGCGCAUGGUGGCACGACGGACCGGCCUACACGACAUCGCCCACCUGCUCCUCGUCCCACCACCUUUCUCCCUCGUCGACCAGCUGUAG